Molecule: messenger RNA, 993 nt
Organism: Brassica oleracea var. oleracea
Lineage: Eukaryota; Viridiplantae; Streptophyta; Magnoliopsida; Brassicales; Brassicaceae
Product: protein HAIKU1-like
Exons: 2
Coding region: 16-858 (280 amino acids)
Source: RefSeq, a predicted model, not a curated record
GAAAUAUAUGAAGGGAUGAGAGCAAGAAAGUCAAGAAAGCCAUACUUUCCUUUGUUUUUAUCUUUAAAGCCUCUUUGGUUUGUUCUUCUUUCUUUUGCAAAUCUUCAUUUCUCCGGUCAAAUUCUGAAAACGCGUAAGCUCUCUUUCUCGUUAAAAGGUUUAAUAAUGGAUGAUCACAAUAAUGAUAAUCAUCAUCAGCAUCAUCUAGGUGUGAAUAAGAUGGGAAAAAACAUCCGUAAAGAGCCAUCAAAUCAGCAAAAUCAACAACAAAAUCCUCAAGCUUUGGUUUAUAACAUCAACAAGACCGAUUUCAGAUCCAUUGUUCAACAGUUAACCGGACUCGGCUCAGCUUCUUCUGUCAAUCCUCCACAGUCAACAAACUCAAACCCACCAAAACCUCCAAAUUCACGGUUGGUCAAAGUUAGACCAGCUCCUUUGACUCAAGUCAACCGCCCUCCACCUCCACCUCCACAUCCAGUUCAAUCGAAUCCAAUGGCCUCUGAACCGGUUCAGCCUAUUAACCAAUUAUCAAUCAACCCGGCCGAAUCUCCAAUCUCGGCUUAUAUGCGUUACCUGAUCGAAUCAAGCCCUGUUGGAAACCAACCUCAACCACACGACCAAAACCCGGUUCAGCCAUCAACUGGUUUGUUUCCUUCACAACAAACCGGUCCUAAUCCAAUGCUAUUCCAGUCUCCAGUUUCGCAGUUUGUUUUGUCGCCGACGCCUAGAUCGCCGUUUCCAUUAUUAUCACCCAAUUUCGCGUUUUCACCGCGGUUUUUAGGCAGUAACGAGUCUCUACCUCCGCCGUCACCAGGCUUUUUCUUCCCUUUGCUCAGUCCAUUAUGGAAAAAUCAAUAGCUUAUUAGUAGUGUGUAUAAAUAGUCUUGUAAACACAAUGUAACAUGUAUUAGGAAGACAAUUGCUCAUUUCGAUUUAUGUAUUGGAUAAUUGGAGUGCUGCGUUUGGAUUUAAUGCUUGAAAAUCAACUUUUUU